CCUUAGCCACUUUUAAGCACCAAUCCAUCAAGCUCCUCUCAAGCCUGAUGCGCCCCGGGACCUAUUUACUGACCUUGGAGAGCUGGAGAGCUUUAGAAAAAAGUCCAUUUGAAUUAAGAGCUAUUGGAUGGAAACCGAAUACCUGAAGAGGUGCUUUGGAAAUUGCCUGGCCCAGGCACUGGCAGAGGUGGCAAAGGUUCAGCCCAGUGACCCCAUAGAGUACCUGGCUCACUGGCUUUAUCAUCACAAGAAAACUGUGAUAGCAAAAGAAAAGGAUAGGCAAGAGAAGGUCCAGCUGCAGGAAGAAUAUGAAAAUAGCCUCAAAGAAACCAGAGUGACAGAAAUGCUGAUGCAAGAAGAGUGUGAGAUUCAACAGAAGUGUGAAAAGUGUCAUCCCGUGCCACUGAUAUCUGUAGUGGGUUCCACAAAGAAGACCAUGUUUAUGCAGGAGAACACAAAACCCCUUGAGAAGGAAGCCUUGAAGCAGGAAUCCCUGCCAGGAACUUCCAGUAUGAUUCCAGGAAUGCCUCAACAGAUUCAUUCUUCAGAGCCAUCUGUCCAGGUUGACUGGAACAUUGAAACUCCACAAGACAUAAAUUACCAGACUUUUCAGCAUGAAAUUGCUCCUGAAAUGCAUCCUGGCUCCAAAUCUCCUCCCUAGGUUAUAGAAGGUGGAUGAUUCUAAUUAUGCUUCUCUCAAAGCUGCAAGCUGAGAAAAUGGCCAGCUAGAAGAGCUCUUACUUGAAGAUGAUUAACUAUGUGGAUUAAACCAAGAUAUGAGAGGCUGUGGAAGGAGGUGUCUGCAGGGACUCUCCAGCCCAAGACCUGUCCUGAUAGCCAUGAAAACCCCUUAAUCAUGUGAAGAUUUGAACUACUUAUAGGAUAAAAUAACUCAUAAUAAGGAUUUAAAAUAAGUAACCAGGGCCUCCCUGGUGGCGCAGUGGUUAAG
Molecule: messenger RNA, 949 nt
Organism: Balaenoptera musculus (blue whale)
Lineage: Eukaryota; Metazoa; Chordata; Mammalia; Artiodactyla; Balaenopteridae
Gene: DYDC2
Product: DPY30 domain containing 2
Exons: 4
Coding region: 128-661 (177 amino acids)
Cellular component (GO): Set1C/COMPASS complex
Source: RefSeq, a predicted model, not a curated record